This is a messenger RNA of Cuscuta campestris, 2131 nucleotides long. Lineage: Eukaryota; Viridiplantae; Streptophyta; Magnoliopsida; Solanales; Convolvulaceae. The record is from the annotation of a GenBank genome assembly.
CCCUAAAAGGAAGGCGCUCUAUGAAUCAGAGGACAAGGUUGGCGACCUGAAAGCUGAGAUUUCGCAAUAUACAUUCACUGCCGUUAGAUUUACGGUAUAUGGGUUCAAUUCUCAAACUUUCUGCUCAAUUUUCCAUUCUUUAGGGAUAUGAAUAAGUGAAAUUCCAGCCUUUUGUGUCUUCAAGAAGAGUUCAUUUAGCUCCUCUAUGUGCUUAAUAAAUCUGAGACCUUCAGGCCUCAGAAUAGCAAAGGUAGAAGAACGGAUGGCAAUGGCAUCAUCUGAAUCACCCAUAAAAAUCUUCAUAUUGGUGGAGUAUGAGAUUGAAGAGAUGGCCCAUUCCUUGUUUAUGAUUGACCUACCAACUGACCUGAUCCAACAGAAGGUCGACUUGGAGGAUGGGUUUGAGGAGAUUUCUCCGGUGUUGUCCUUCCCCGAGAACAAGUUCUUAGACAACACAGAAUUCGUCAAGCUUGGGUCAGAAAUAUACUUGUUUGGUGGUAGUAGUCUAGGAUUAGUUCCAAGCCUUGACCGUCACACGCACCUACAAACUACUGUCCAGGUCCUGGACACCAACAAUCCUGAGAAAGGGCUGCACCGUGUCGCCCCAAUGAAUGCCAUCAAGGAAAGAAACUGCGCCUUUGUGGCGGAUGGCAUGAUCUACACACUUGGGGCAGCUGUAGAGAGUUCAGAGUGUGGAAUGAGUGGCUGUUUUGAGCGUUAUUCACCGCAAUUGGACAAGUGGGAGGUCCUCCCCGACCCACCGCUCUCUUUAGAGCUGCUUUCUUGUGCAGACUGGACUAGUCAUGCCACUGUGGUGGGUAGGAAGGUCUUCAUUGGGAGUCAUUGGCAUGAUUUGUAUCUCAUCUUUAACUUGGAUACUCAGCGGUGGGAUAAGGUUCCUCCAACAUCUGUUGCCCAAUACUUCCCUUAUGGGGCUAUCUGUGUCGAAAACUCACUUUAUCAUAUGAGGGAAAAGGGGGCUGUGAGACAAUGUAUGGUUUUUGAUCGUGGUUGUGGUUACGAGCCUCUACACAUUGUCAAGAGAGGGCCCUUACCUAAGCCCAUCACAAGUAGCAGUAAGGGUAUUCUCAAUCUCAAGAAUGCUCUUUUAAACAGAGACAAAGUCCAAGUGCUGGCUACAUCAACAGAAUUGGAGGGCAAUGAUGAGACCUUUUUCACUCAUUCCAGUUUCAAUCCUUGGAGAGAACUUCUCCACUUGGGAGGUUCUUUCUUCUGUUAUGUCGUCGCUGCUGAAGUCAUGGACAAUGAGGAUGGUACUUCCCUUGAUCCGCAUACCCGUUUUUUUUGGAUUAAGGUCUUCAAGGAGGUUAAAGGGGAGAGUGGUGCUGCUGAAUUCCUACCUCUGGCCUCUUUCUUCUACAAGUUUCGCGCCCACUUCCCUACCUAUUCUGAGAUGAUCCGCUGCUGUGCUGUUGGCCAUGUCCCUGACUCUUGGAGUAAUUUGCUGCCGAAGAAACAACAAGAAAGCCGGAAGAGAACUGUAAAACGUACAGCCACUACUACUAGCCUGCAGGAAAAACAAGAGUCGAGUGGGUCAAAGGAUGUUCAAACAGGGGGCCAUGAUCAAGCUGCAGAUGCUGUGGCGGUUUGCAACCUUAAGAAGCUUUUGGCAGCCCAGGAAGGGGAAAUCAGAAGGCUCAAGGACGAGCUUGCGCGGUUGGCCAAGAACAAAAACAUGCUUAUGGUUUAAAAUGAAGGCUUAAUGGUUGGGACACUUGUUAUUUGUAGAGAAUAUUUAGUAGAUCCUAUGGUGGUUGGCUGUAGUCUACAAUAUUCUUUGCGAAUCUUAAGCGCGUCCACAGUUGGUCAUUUGGGUAUCCGGAACGCUCUAUUUAACGUACCUGGCAAGCGGGUCAUUUGGAUCUCCUUGUGGUUCCUAUUUGACACUUUUAUUUGGAUAUGUGCAAUUUGUAAUUUUCGCCCCCCCCCCUAUUCGGUACGGAGUAAUUUAUUUGUACGCCACUAGUCCUAAAUAAGUAAAUGUUGUGGACCUUCUAUGAUAUUUAUUCCUUUUUUCCUUCACCAAAUUUCUAAAAAUGUAUGCGGAUGCAAAUGCACUUUGAUACAAGUGUAUUAGUUAAAAUGUAUGCGGAUGUAAUUGUCAUUUUUC